Messenger RNA from Zingiber officinale, 2087 nucleotides. RefSeq lists its product as uncharacterized. The transcript is spliced from 3 exons. The record is from RefSeq and is a predicted model, not a curated record. The coding region runs from base 245 to 1888 and encodes 547 amino acids. Lineage: Eukaryota; Viridiplantae; Streptophyta; Magnoliopsida; Zingiberales; Zingiberaceae. Gene Ontology annotation, molecular function: protein binding.
GAGGAGAGGGAGAGCAUCUUUGCCAGCGAGGAAGUUGAAGGAUCGAAGCUUUCUCUGAAAGGGAAAGGGGGAGCAGUCAAAGUUGCGAUUUUUUUCCGCCCGCCCUUCAUUGCCUCGUUCUUCCUCGCGUUUAAAUCUGCAUUUGUUGCCUCUGAGCUCGACCGUAGCACCUCAACUACUCCUGGCUCAGACCAGCGAAAGCUGAGAACUUAGGUGGGAGGGAGAGGUGGAAGGUGAUGCUGCAAUGGCAGCCAGCUCACCUUCUCUCGCCUCGGAGAAGAAGCCGUGGUGGCUGAGUAACAAGAAGGUGGUGGACAAGUACCUACGGGAAGCCCGGUCUCUCAUCGCGUCGCAAGAGCAGUCCAAUGUGGCCUUCGCGGUGGGCCUCCUCGACGCGGCCCUCGCCCUCUACCCGCGCAUGGAGGCCGCGCUCGAGCUCAAGGCCCGGUCUCUCCUCUUCCUCCGCCGCUUCCGCGAGGUGGCCGACAUGCUCAAGGACUACAUCCCGAGCUACAAGGUCGGCUGCGGCGCUGGAGAAGACGACUCGUCGUCCUCCUCCUCCCUAGGCUCCGCCGGCGACCACUCCUCAGUAGCUUCCUCCGCGCCGCUCACUCGGGAGCGCGCCAAUCUUCUUUCCCCCGGCUGCGAGAUGUCCGACGGCGACCGCUCUUUCCGAUGCUUCUCCGUCGCCGACCUCAAGCGUCGGGUCUUGGCCGGUAUUUCCAAAAGCUCCGACGGGGAAGGCCAGUGGAGGUAUUUGGUGCUCGGUCAGGCUUGUUGCCACCUUGGGAUGAUGGAGGACGCUAUGAUUCUCCUCCAAAGUGGCCGCCGUCUCGCUUCGGCCGCUUUCCGCCGGGAGUCCGUCUGCUUGUCGGACGACAGCUUCGGCGGCGACGGUGGCGUCGCGGUUUCUGCUCCACCGCCGUCGGAGAUGGAGUCCGUCUCCCAGCUCCUCUCUCACAUCAAGCUGAUCCUCCGGCGCCGAGCCGCCGCGCUGGCCGCUCUCGACGCCGGCCUCCCUGCUGAAGCCAUCCGCCACUUCACCAAGGUUCUGGACAGCCGCCGAGGCCUACCCGGUAACUUCGCGGCGGGAUGCCUCAUCGGCCGCGCCGCCGCUCACAAAGCCACCGGCCGCCUAGCGGACGCCAUCGCUGAUUGCAACCGCGCGCUUGCCCUCGAUCCUUCCUCCAUCCCUGCCCUCCGCGCCCGAGCCGACCUCUUCGAGGCGGUGCGCGCGCUCCCGGACUGCCUCCACGACCUCGAGCACUUAAAGCUCCUCCACGACGCCAUCCUCCGCGACCGCAAGCUUCCCGGUCCACGGUGGAGGCCCCACCACGACGUCCGCUACCGUGACAUCCCCGCGAACCUCCGCGCGCUCACCGCGCGGAUCCAGCACCUCCGCGGGCGCAUCGCCGCAGGGGAGGCCAAUAAUGUGGAUUACUACGCGCUGCUUGGCGUUCGACGCGGGUGCGCGCGCACAGAAUUGGGGCGUGCUCACCUUCUUCUGACGCUGAAGCACAAACCGGAGAAAUCCGUGGCUUUCGUCGACCGCCUAGAGUUCGCGGACGACCACAGGGACUUGGACUCAAUCCGCGACCAAGCGAGGAUGACCGCUUCGAUUCUUUAUCGAAUGUUACAAAAGGGGCACGCCAGCCUCAUGGUGGCAGUGACGGCGGAGGAGGCGGCUGAGAAGCAGAGGGCCAAGGAGGCGGCCGAGGCAGCAGCCUCUGCCGCCGCAAUCCAAAUGCCAACGGUGAUGACGGCAGACAAGCCGAUGGCAGAGAAGGCUUCCGUGUUCCAGGGUGUGUUCUGCCGCGACAUGGCCGCGGUAGGCAAUUUGCUGUCGCACAGGGCGAUUCCGGUGAAGUACGAAGCGUUGAGCUGCUGAUGAAUUGGCCGGCGAUCGGAAUUGGUUAAUUGUCUUGCUAUAUUAUGAUUGUACAGUUCGGGUUGGGGAUCAGGAUGUCGAGAGAGGCAUGAACUUGAAAUUUUGUUCCACUAUGCAGUUCUUAAUUACUACACUGUUCUUAGAUAUCCAAGUCUCGUGGUUUUCCUUUCGAUCUUAUCAAUAGCUUUCUCAUGUACGA